UAUGCUUUAGUUUUUACGCUGCUGAGUUAUUUAAUUUUUGAUUAUGUUGUGUUGUGCUCCUAAUGUCACAUGCAUAUCUAUAUUUCUUUUUGAAUUGCUGAUAGUGUCUUAAUAUAUUGUAAUAAUUGUUGCAAAAGAUGGCUAAGGAUGGGAAAGUAGUUUUCAAGCCUGGGGAAUUGGCCCUUGAGACGAGAAACUACUUAGAAAAAAGAAAGAAGUUAAUUGAAGAGAACUGUGCAAAGAUUGAAGCUCUGGGGUGUAAGCAAUUGGCAAAUCCGUUUUUAAAGAAAAGUACAACUGCUGGAAAGAGAAGACACAAGAUGGAUUGUGUUGUUAAUGAUGACGUGGAUUGGCAACCGGCAGAUGGUGAGGAUGGGAGUAGUUCUUGCUUCGAAGAUGAUGAAUGUUCCUUGGAAGAUGAAGAAUGUUCUGAGGGUCGAUUGAGUAAGGUGGCUACUACAAGAAAGCGUGUACAAUUGUCAGCUGGACCAAUGAGUGCUAUAUUGCAGCCUUUGUCUACCAUUAAUCAAGACCAACAUGGAAAUCAGCAAGUACAGUUGCAGGAGCAGCCACAACCACAGGUGCAAGCAAAGCGAGUGCGAUAUCAGGCUGCACCCAUGAGUGCUACAUUGCAGCCUUCGCCUACCAUUAGUCAAGACCAGCAUGAAAAUCAGUCAGCACAAUUGCAAUUGCAGGCACAGCCGCAAGUGCAAGCAAAGCGAGUGCGAUGUCGGGCUGCACCUAUGAGUACUAUAUUACAGCCUUUGCCUACCAUUAGUCAAGACCAGCAUGGAAAUCAACUACCUCCAAACUAUCAUGAGUUUCAGUCACCAUCUGAUGAAGUGGCAGGUCACGUAAAUGAGAGAGCCGUGGAGCUUGAAUCACAUCAACAAUCCAUGAGCAGUCACACUACUUCAAACUUGCAGUCGCUGGAACAAUGCAAUGAAGGGUCAAGAACUUCUGUUGGAGCAGAUCCCAACUCGCAACAACAGAGAGCCAAGGGGAGAGGCUUUGCUCGUCCAUAUGUUGGUUGGGGUACAGGAGCGAAGUUAGAAGUUAAAUUGAAUAAAGAUAACCAACCGAUAGGUAACACGGCAGGUCCCUUACAAAGUCAACUUGGCAUCUUAGCAAGAAAUGCAACUUUAGCACCCUUAACUUUUACUGAUUGGAGGGCUCCGGAGCUAUAUCCAUACAAGGAACGCAUAUGGGCAGAGGUUAAGGAAAAUACAACCGCACCAGAUGCUUAUAAGCAUAAUUGUCUGAUGUCCGUUGGAAAGAAAUGGAAGGAUUGGAAAGAUGAGCUGAAAAGAAGUACUUAUAACUUAUAUGAUAAUGAUGAAGACCGUUUGGCGAAUUGUCCGAAUAGGGUCGAUCCUGAUCAAUGGAGAGUUCUUGUGAAAUUUUGGGGCACUAAAACAGCCAAGAGACGCAGUAAAACCAACUAUAAAAGCAGACACGAACAGAAAAUGGGACACACGAGUGGGAGGAAGGGCCAUUGUCAUGUAAGGGAUGAGUUGACACAGAUUAAGGAUGGAGUAGUUGUAGAGCCCGAUCGUAUACAGGUAUUUAUUAAGACUCAUACGAAGAAAGAUGGACAACCAGUUGAUGAAGUAUCAGCUUUGGCCAUACGUCUUCUUAAUGAGGGAGCCUCUCAGAUUCCUGAGUCCUCAGAGUCACCUGCUUUACGGGAGGAGUUAUUCACUAACGUACUAAAACCAGAUAAGAAUGGACGUGUGCGUACGUAUGGCAUGGGUCCUUGUCCGAGUCAAGUGUUUGGGACCAGAUAUACACAAUCUCAUGAGCAGCGUGUCAAGGAUCAGUUGCGUAAGGAGUUGCGUGUUGAGUUGGGUGCAGAGUUGCGUGCUAAGUUGGGUGCUGAGUUGCGUGCAGAGUUGGGACAAGAGGUGCUAAAAGACGUAAGUAAUGAAAUCACUCAAUUGAAGAACCAAUAUGCAACCAUGGCAGCUUGUAUGAAAAGUGCAGGACACCUUUUGCCUCCAUCACCAAAUGGAGCUGGAAAUGGGGAUGGAGACCACACACCGUCACUAAUGGAGCACAAUGGACAGGUUGAUAGGACGUAGACGGACAUGGAAGACAUGCAAUAGGAAUGACAAGAAAUCUUCUAGAUAAUGAAAACUGUUUUUGUUCUUUUUGUUUUGGAGUUCGCAACCAAAAGCAUAUUUUGGGUCUUUGUGUUGCUUUGGUUAGUAUGAUCUUCUGUUUUUGGAGAUACACAUGUAAUUGAAACUUAUAUUUUGAAACUUUGGGUUUGAUUUUCACAUUGGCAUUCUAUGCCUAGCAUUGUUAUUUUUUGUUGCUUUGAGAUUGUCUUUUAUGAUGUCCAAUUUGCUUAUAUACGGAAUUUGCAUUUUGGUUUUGGCAGUGGAACUUCAAAUUGUUUUGGACAGUUAUAAUUUUGUAUACAGGAAAUGUGUUAUCAAA
This is a messenger RNA of Rhododendron vialii, 2442 nucleotides long. RefSeq lists its product as uncharacterized. The record is from RefSeq and is a predicted model, not a curated record. The transcript is spliced from 9 exons. Bases 138 to 2081 code for a protein of 647 amino acids. Lineage: Eukaryota; Viridiplantae; Streptophyta; Magnoliopsida; Ericales; Ericaceae.